This is a messenger RNA of Pelmatolapia mariae (spotted tilapia), 1230 nucleotides long. It is a transcript of the gene foxa1, whose product is annotated as forkhead box A1. The transcript has 2 exons. Gene Ontology annotation, biological process: anatomical structure morphogenesis; cell differentiation; regulation of transcription by RNA polymerase II. Gene Ontology annotation, molecular function: protein domain specific binding; RNA polymerase II cis-regulatory region sequence-specific DNA binding; DNA-binding transcription factor activity, RNA polymerase II-specific. NCBI's taxonomy places the organism in Eukaryota, Metazoa, Chordata, Actinopteri, Cichliformes, Cichlidae. Bases 1 to 1230 code for a protein of 409 amino acids. The record is from RefSeq and is a predicted model, not a curated record.
AUGCUGGGCACGGUGAAGAUGGAAGGCCACGAAGCUCCGGACUGGAGCGGAUACUACAGCGAGGAGGUCUACUCCCCAAUGGCCAGCGGUGGGAUGGGUUCUGGUCUGGGGAUGGGCUCCAUGUCCGGCUACAUGUCAAGCACUGGGACCACGUCAGGUUCCUUCAACAUGUCCUAUAGCGGCACUGGUCUCAGCCCUGCCCCCGUAGGAGCAAUGGCGAGCUCUGCUCCGGCCAUGACGGGGCUGGGUGGGGGAGUGGCAUCGAUGGGCGGGGCCUUGAGCCCAUCCGGGAUGGGUUCGGUGUCGGCCCAGCAGGCCUCGAUGGGCCUAAACCCGUACGGCGCCAUGAGCCCCAGUAUGAGUCCCGGCAUGGCGUACGGUGGAGGUGGACUAAACCGAGCCCGGGACAACAAAGCGUUCAGACGGAGUUACCCACACGCCAAGCCGCCAUACUCCUACAUCUCCCUCAUCACCAUGGCGAUCCAGCAGGCGCCCAGUAAGAUGCUGACGCUAAGCGAAAUCUACCAGUGGAUCAUGGACCUGUUCCCAUACUACCGACAGAACCAGCAGCGUUGGCAGAACUCCAUUCGCCACUCGCUGUCCUUCAACGACUGCUUCGUGAAGGUGUCGCGCUCGCCAGACAAACCGGGGAAGGGCUCGUACUGGACCCUGCACCCGGACUCCGGGAACAUGUUUGAGAACGGCUGCUACCUGCGUCGCCAGAAGAGGUUCAAGUGCGAGAAGAAGAUGUCGGCCAAGUCAGACGGCAGGAAAGAGCAGGUGGGCAGCAGCGGAGGCGGGGCUGCGUCUCCCGCAGGGGAUGCUCUCAAAACUCCGGGACUCCUAGACUCCUCGCUGCCCUCCUCCAGCCAGGCUGCUUCGCCCCCCGGGCUGGACCUGCGGGGAGGCGUGGGCGGGCCAUCCGACCUGAAGGUGUCCAGUGCCCAGCUCCUUUCCUCGCUGUCACUGCCCCCCCACUCCAUGGCUCACGAGUCACAGCUCCAUAUCAAAGGAGACCCGCACUACUCCUUCAACCACCCGUUCUCCAUCAACAACCUGAUGUCGUCCUCGGAGCAGCAGCACAAACUGGACCUGAAGGCCUACGAGGCCCUGCAGUAUUCCUCCUACAACACCGGGGCGGGGUCCGGCCUCGGGGGGAGGACCAUGGAGCCGCUGGAGGCUUCCUACUACCAAGGGGUCUACCCCAGACCACUCCUCAACACCUCAUAG